AUGGUGAAAUGGUUGAUGCAGUUUGAUCGUCAAACCUUAUCCAUUGAAAUGCGUUUCUUGAUGGCCAAAACUCCAGAGCAAAGGUCAGCUGUUGAUCUGGACAAUCAUUACACACAGCUUAGGUUUCAUUCUUUUAUACCAUAUCAUAUGAUGAUGAUGCUUAUAUUAUCCAUUAUCCAAUCCUACAUACAGUUUGAACCUCACCUCAUGUAUCUAUGCAGGAAUAUCUUGAAAAACAUAUUGGAGUUAAAACAAGAAGAUAGGUAUUAUAUCAGGGAUAUGUGGAAGGGAUAUCAGCUACUGGGAUGCAGUCAAAUCAUGGGUUUGAUGGCCAGGUCAACGCCUGCUGCUUUUUUACUGGUCAACAAGGAGUUGGGAUCAAAGGGUUGGCUAAAAGUUCUACUGCAACUGAAGAAGUCCCACCUUUGCUUGAAGAAAAUGGGAAAAUUGAGGUGUGGAGGAUUAAUGGCAAUGCUAAAACCACAGUACCCAAAGAAGAUAUUGCAUCGAGGUAACAUUGCUGCUCGAUUGGCUACUACAAUGUUCAAUUCACUCAAGGGAAGACCAGUUCAGGGUCGUGUAUUUCAAGGGAAAGAGCCACCACAAUUUGUCGCCAUCUUUCAGCCUAUGGUUGUGUUAAAGGGUGGAUUGAGCUCUGGAUACAAGAACUCCAUUGCAGACAAAGAAUUGAAUGAUGAAACCUACACUUUAGAUGGUGUAUCCCUAAUUCAGAUAUCUGGCACUUCACCCCAUAAUAAUAAAGCCGUUCAAGUAGAUGUCGUGGCAACCUCAUUGAAUACGUCUGAAUGCUUUCUUCUUCAAUCUGGUUCUUCAUUGUUCACCUGGCAUGGAAACCAGAGUAGUGUUGAACAACACAACAUAGCUGCAAAAAUCGCCGAAUUUUUUAAGGCUCAGGCUGUUGGACAUCAUCAUCUAGCACUAGCAGCAGAUUAA
Molecule: messenger RNA, 954 nt
Organism: Lactuca saligna
Lineage: Eukaryota; Viridiplantae; Streptophyta; Magnoliopsida; Asterales; Asteraceae
Source: the annotation of a GenBank genome assembly